GUGGAGGCUGGCGUUGACAUUUUCCCCCCAUCGUGCUCUGCGGCGCGUAGCCUCAAGUAGGGAAGACGGUGCAAGAUGGCGGCGCAAGGCGGAGGGCCAGGCUCUGAGGCGGCCGCGCCGGGCGGGGUGAACGUCUUCGCCAACGACGGCUCUUUUCUAGAGCUCUUCAAAAGGCACAUGGAAGAGGCCGCUGCAGCUGGCGGGAAAAGCGGUGCGGGGGCACAGGGAACUGGGACCGAGAAAGAGACCGAGCCACGAACGGAGCCGCCCGGGGAGCAGGAGCCUCCGGGGAAGAAGCGGAGCGGGAGCGCCCUUAGCUUCGUGGGCAAGCGGAGAGGGGGCAGCAAACUAGCCCUGAAGACAGGAGUGGUAGCCAAGAAACAAAAGACAGAGGAUGAGGUUUUGACAAGUAAGGGAGAUGCAUGGGCCAAAUAUAUGGCUGAAGUGAAAAAGUACAAAGCCCACCAGUGCAGUGAUGAUGAUAAAACCCGUCCUUUGGUGAAAUAACUUUCAGCUCCAGCCUGGACUGUCUCUGAUGUACAUAAUUAUUUAAAACAGCGAAGGAAACUAGCUCUGCCCUACAGACUGAGUGCUGCCAUGGCAGCAGGUGACUUGCCAUACUUUUAUACCUGGGAACUUAGAGCUUCCUUCAAUGGUUCAUUUAUUGUUUUCUCCCCCCCCCCCGACAACGAAGAACUUUGACUUAGCUGCAGAUUUUUUUUUUACUUGUAAUCCCCAAAUAGUGGAAUUGGUCUGUCAUGUUUUUCCUUGAAUCACCAGGCAAGAUACCUCUCCCAUUACACCCCAAGGCACACAGCCUUUGCUUAACAUUACUCCUGAAGUUUCCACCAUGGGGUCAGCCAACUGACUCCAUCUCUGCCAAAUGAUAUCUUCCUAUUGAAGGUGAACUUAAAUGCAGUCACAGCUAGCUGAUCUGUGCUGCUGGCUGUGGUAACCCCAGAGCACUUUCAGUUUUCCUUAUCUGUAGCUGAUGAAAAAAGACUGCUGUGGGGUUUCUUGGUAUGCGGCAAGUUUGUGACUGCGUUUCUGCCUUUUUUUACCCGUUUCACUGUAGUAUUGCAGUGGGUUGUGUGGUUUUCAUUUUGAAUUCCAGUUGCUGCUGCUUAAGCCUGUUCUAGUCUUCUAUGCAUGCUGCAAUCCAGCACCAGGGAUUAUUCUGUGCCUCUUUCCUAGCUAAGAAGGUAGAAACUUGUUCUGCACUUAACACUGUACCAUGAACAUAUUGGUAAAAAACUGGUUAAAAUUACCAAAGGCUUGCCUAGGACAAAUGGAACUCCAAAUAUCAUGAUUUUAGCCUUUAACCUGCCCUUAUGUCCUUGCCUUGAGCUGUGUGCCUAGAGUUCUUGGACUGUGACCACAGGCUUAGAACUAUGGGUCUGUGGCUGCUGGUUUGGCAAUAGCCUGCUGUGGACAUGACCUGGCUUUUUAUCUGUCCUUAGUGUUCCCAAUUGGAUUCUCUACACUAUUCUUGUUAGUAUUCUGAGUGCUGAGAUGUAAUCCCUGGCACAGACAACAAUGAGUUCUAUUGUUGCUGUGAGUGGCUGGGCAUGACAACUUUGUAGAAAGGCUUCUGGUAUAUUCCUAGAAAAUAUUAACUAGAUCUUUCAGAGAUCUAAUUACAUCACUUCCAGUUUUAUGCUAAGGAGCAGUUGGGAUAACUUCUGAAUUGCACCUUUGUGCUAGGGCCUUUUAAUGGAACAGGCAGUUUUGUUGGGGAGGAUAUUAAAAAUACCUAACCUGUAAGUGUUAAACAUGCAAAUCACAUGCUGAAGGAGGACCACUUGAGCUAAUCUACCAUCAUCUGUGAUAAGACUAUCUGGAUGGUUAAUAAAUGAAAGUGUUUAUGAAAGAGCAUACAAACCAGAUGAUCUAUAUAUACUCUCAUUUACAAAAUGUCACUGCUUUCUGUCUCACAACAACUUUGGAACUUACAUAGGAAACUUAAAGAUCCCUGAGGUGGAGAAAACAAUGUUCUUUUUUUAACACUAAGAACAUUUCGUGGAAUUUCAACCAGUUGGAGGCACUGUCUGCUGUUGAAAGUCUGAAGCAGCAGUAGAGGCUUAAAUAUUUCACUAGUAUUUGAUUAUAAGCAGUGGCAAUUUGCUUCCCUAUUACAUAUGUGGUUAGGCUCACCUUUAUUGCUUUUGACCUACACAGCCCAGCAAUCAAUGCCAAUAAUCACUCAAAAUACUAACUUUU
This is a messenger RNA of Gekko japonicus, 2220 nucleotides long. It is a transcript of the gene TRIR, whose product is annotated as chromosome unknown open reading frame, human C19orf43. The transcript is spliced from 3 exons. Gene Ontology annotation, molecular function: 3'-5' exonuclease activity; 5'-3' exonuclease activity. The coding region runs from base 76 to 507 and encodes 143 amino acids. The record is from RefSeq and is a predicted model, not a curated record. NCBI's taxonomy places the organism in Eukaryota, Metazoa, Chordata, Lepidosauria, Squamata, Gekkonidae.